AUGUCAGAGGAAAAAUUCGAUGCAGCAUUAGCUUUGCUAAGCAGGUUAGAUCCUGAAAACUUAGUGGCGAAUAUUAAGGCGAUAAUUGAACUGGAACCGGAGUUGGCUGGAGAUUUGUUGUCAUCCGUCGAUACCCCAUUGAAAGUUAAAUCAGACACUGAUUUUCAAAACACAGAGUUUCUGUGUUGCGAUUACAAUCGCGAUAUUGAUUCCCAUAGGUCGCCAUGGUCGAACGAGUAUCUUCCUAAGUUGUCCAGCGAGGAGCUAACUGAAAGCCCAUUCCCAAGCGACUCUCUAAGACAGCUGGAGAUAGCGAUGAAUGAGUCUAUGGAUAUAUAUCGUGAUCUUUACUACGAAGGGGGGGUCUCUUCAGCCUACCUUUGGGACUUGGAUGAGGCAACGGACGAUUUUGCAGGGGUUGUCCUUUUCAAAAAGGGCCUCGAGAGUGUCAAUCGUUGGGACAGUAUCCAUGUUUUUGAGGUCAUUAAUACCGGCAGUCAUGAUUUUACGUAUCGUAUAACCACCACUAUUAUAUUGCAUUUGGAAAGACAAGGCAAUAAUAAUGUUACGUUGUCUGGGAAUCUGACAAGGCAAACCGAGAAAAGUGUGACGCUCAAUGGUGCUGGCAGUGAGGAAAAAGUACAUCUGGCACAUAUCACAAACCUUGGGAGUACAAUAGAAGAGGUCGAAUCUCAGAUGAGAGGGCUCCUAGAAGUCGUCUAUUUCGACAAGAGCAGAGAUAUCUACCAUGAAUUGAGAAACGACUCAGCUCUCGCAGACAAACUAAAUAAACACAAGCACCAGGAGUUGAUCAAAGGUCUCCAAGGGUUGUAG
Eremothecium cymbalariae DBVPG#7215 is the source of this 834-nucleotide messenger RNA. It is a transcript of the gene CAP2, whose product is annotated as F-actin-capping protein subunit beta. The transcript has a single exon. The record is from RefSeq and is a predicted model, not a curated record. Gene Ontology annotation, cellular component: cytoplasm; actin cortical patch; F-actin capping protein complex. Gene Ontology annotation, biological process: cell morphogenesis; actin cytoskeleton organization; barbed-end actin filament capping. Lineage: Eukaryota; Fungi; Ascomycota; Saccharomycetes; Saccharomycetales; Saccharomycetaceae. Bases 1 to 834 code for a protein of 277 amino acids. Gene Ontology annotation, molecular function: actin filament binding.